Hyla sarda is the source of this 6833-nucleotide messenger RNA. RefSeq lists its product as uncharacterized. Lineage: Eukaryota; Metazoa; Chordata; Amphibia; Anura; Hylidae. The record is from RefSeq and is a predicted model, not a curated record. The transcript is spliced from 23 exons. Bases 1620 to 6176 code for a protein of 1518 amino acids. Gene Ontology annotation, biological process: inflammatory response; innate immune response; regulation of apoptotic process.
AUGAUUUGACACACUCUUUAGCGUUUUGUCACUUUUUAUUGUCUUAAAAUGCUGUGAAUUUUGGAAUCAUGUUCUUGCAUUUUUACAUUUUGAUCAUCAUGUUUUUUUUAGUUUAAAGUGAAAUUUCAAAACUGUUUACCCUUUUUUUUUGGCAAAAAAAUUUACAUUUUUCUUUAAAAUUUAAAAACCACAAUUAAAACAUUUAGAAAAAUAUAUUACACAAUGGGCCAUGGCUGACAAAUCCCCAAAUUUCACAGAGAACUCACCUGACAAAACUACCCCCUUGCUAUGAUAUUGCGCCCCUUUCUCUGGUCAAUGUCAGCUUCCUCUUCCUGUGUGUUGUAGCCUCACACUGCGCUCCGCCUAUCACGGGACACAUUAAUGUGCUGCUGCGCCCAAUGAGAUGCUUAGACCAGCAUGAGUCACCAAACCACCGUAAACUACCAAGGCCGGGAGAACUGGAGGCAUUAGAGAACCAACGUGGUAGCGUAGUCAGCAGAGUAUAAUAAUGUUUAUGAAAAUUAAGAUGACUGACCACAGUGGGUGAGAACAAAUCAAGUUAGGACUACUCCUUAUUUUCACGUUUUUGCCCCACCUUUAGUACAUUUUUUUAAAACAAGCUUGUGACGUGGUUGUGAUGUCACAAACACGCCACAUCAAUGCAAGUCGAUGUGAUGGUGCGUACACCACCCUCCUCUAUAAAUGCCUUGAGGGGGCAUUGAUAAACUCAACUGGCUUACCCACAAAAAUGUAGCCAAAAAUGUGGAAUUGGAGUACCCUUUUAAUUCUAACCUUGGCUUUUGGAGGUUGUGAAAUUCAUUUAUGAAUUUGUUUUGUUGUCUGCAUUUCAAAUGUCAGCCUUAAGAAUGUUUGCUUUAAAGUCUUGACAUUGCUUAGCAUACUUUUUAGCCCAAAAUAACAUUUCCAAUUUAUAUUUUUUAAACAGAAGAAAAGUAUCUGGCAACACUAAACCAACCGUUGAGCCUAAAAAUGUCUCAUCAAGAUUCCUUCAACAGUGCUCCAGUUACCAAACAGUUAACACAACCGAAACAUAAAGAAUGUGCACAUUUUUAAUCACAAAUGAUGACAACUGCAACUUAGUGAAGUGCAUCAUUUGUCUAAAAAGAUUCAAAUAAGGAGGAAGACGAGGCUAGUGGCCGUGCAAAGCCUUUCAUGCACUGUGAACUUGUUUACCUGGUGAGAUAUUUAGAGCGUCGAAGAUAUUCCGACCCAGAGGCAGAGCCAGCAUACCGGAGAAAAACAACGAUCCUUAAAAAAUUGGCAUGAAAAUUAGAGAGAAAGUAUCGAACAAAGAGAAGCCCACGUCAGCUUCAAAAAAGAUAUUCAGACCUCAAAGUCAGACAGGCUACCUUGCUGUAACAGAUUUAUGAGGAGAUCCUGGCGGGAACUGGUUGCAAUAACGCUAAUACCAUCAACACUAAUGAUGAGGAUACUCACCCGGAAAGUGAUGCAAACACUCCUGGAACACAGCCUGAGCUGGAGAUCACUUUAUAGACCGACACAAACAGGAUCUGAUUGAUGGAAUAAAAAUUAUACGUCCAUUUAUAUCUGAUCUGUUCGGUAAUAAUCUGCUGACAGAAGAAGAGCGGCAUUAUAUAAUGGAAAUAUCAGAACCUGAGGACAGGAUGAGACGUCUGUAUGAUAUUCUCAGAUACCGGGAUGACACUUGCAAAAUUAUGGUUUUUCAAACUUUGUAUAAGUACAAUCCCAGGGUCAUUAAUUUCCUGAAAAAGCCGAAGGAUCCACUAAAGUUAGUAAAAACUGGAAAUCACUUUAUAGACCGACACAAACAGGAUCUGAUUGAUGAAAUAAAAAAUGUAGAUCCAGUUAUAUAUGAUCUGUACAGGAAUAAUCUGCUGACAGGAAGAGAGCUGGAUUAUAUUAUGAGAAUAUCAGAACCUGAGGACAGGAUGAGACGUCUGUAUGAUAUUAUCAGAUACUGUGAUGACUCUGACAAAGAGAAGGUUUAUGACACUUUGUAUAAGUACAAUCCCAGGGUCAUCGAAUAUCUGAAAAAGCCGAAGGAUCCAUCAAAGUUAGUACAAGCUGGAGAUCACUUUAUAGACCGACACAAACAGGAUCUGAUUAAUGGAAUAAAAAUUAUACGUCCAGUUAUAUAUGAUCUGUACAGGAAUAAUCUGCUGACAGAAGAAGAGAUGAAUUAUAUGAUGAGAAUAUCAGGACCUGAGGACAGGAUGAGGCGUCUGUAUGAUAUUAUCAGAUACUGUGAUGACUCUGACAAAGAGAAGGUUUAUGACACUUUGUAUAAGUACAAUCCCAGAGUCAUGAAAUAUCUGAAAAAGCCGAAGGAUCCAUCAAAGUUAGUAAAAACUGGAGAUCACUUUAUAGACAGACACAAACAGGAUCUAAUUGAUUUAGUAAAAAUUAUACGUCCAGUUAUAUCUGAUCUGUACAGAAAUAAUCUGCUGACAGAAGAAGAGCGGGAUUAUAUAAUGGAAAUAUCAGGACCUGAGGACAGGAUGAGACGUCUGUAUGAUAUUAUCAGAUACUGUGAUGACUCUGACAAAGAGAAGAUUUAUGACACUUUGUAUAAGUACAAUCCCAGGGUCAUGGAAUAUCUGAAAAAGCCGAAGGAUCUAUUAAAAUUUGUAAAAACUGGAGAUCACUUUAUAGACCGACACAAACAGGAUCUGAUUAAUGGAAUAAAAAUUAUACAUCCAGUUAUAUAUGAUCUGUGUGGGAAUAAUCUGCUGACAAGAGAAGAGCUGGAUUAUAUAAUGGAAAUAUCAGAACCUGAGGACAGGAUGAGACGUCUGUAUGAUAUUAUCAGAUACUGUGAUGACUCUGACAAAGAGAAGGUUUAUGAGACUUUGUAUAAAUACAAUCCCAGGGUCAUUGAACAUCAGAGAAAGUUGGAGGAUCCAUCAAAAUUUGUAAAAACUGGAAAUCACUUUAUAAACCGACACAAACAGGAUCUGAUUUAUGGAAUAAAAAUUAUACGUCCAGUUAUAUAUGAUCUGUACAGGAAUAAUCUGCUGACAGGAGAAGAGCGGGAUUAUAUAAUGAGAAUAUCAGAACCUGAGGACAGGAUGAGACGUCUGUAUGAUAUUAUCAGAUACUGUGAUGACUCUGACAAAGAGAAGGUUUAUGACACUUUGUAUAAGUACAAUCCCAGGGUCGUUGAUUUUCUGAAAAAGCCGAAGGAUCCAUCAAAAUUAGUAAAAACUGGAGAUCACUUUAUAGACCGACACAAACAGAACCUGAUUGAGGAAAUAAAAAUUAUAUAUCCAGUUAUAUAUGAUCUGUACAAGAAUAAUCUGCUGACAGAAGAAGAGCGGGAUUAUAUAAUGGAAAUAUCAGAACCUGAGGACAGGAUGAGACGUCUGUAUGAUAUUAUCAGAUACUGUGAUGACUCUGACAAAGAGAAGGUUUAUGACACUUUGUAUAAGUACAAUCCCAGGGUCAUGGAAUAUCUGAAAAAGCCGAAGGAUCUAUCAAGAUUUGUAAAAACUCUAGAUCACAUUAUAGACCGACACAAACAGGAUCUGAUUAAUGGAAUAAAAAUUAUAUAUCCAGUUAUAUAUGAUCUGUGUGGGAAUAAUCUGCUGACAGAAGAAGAGCGGCAUUAUAUAAUGGAAAUAUCACAACCUGCGGACAUGAUGAGACGUCUGUAUUAUAUUGUCAGAUACUGUGAUAACUUUGACAAAGAGAAGGUUUAUGAGACUUUGUAUAAAUACAAUCCCAGUUUCAUUAAACAUCAGAGAAAGUUGGAGGAUCCAUCAAAAUUAGUAAAAACUGGAGAUCACUUUAUAGACCGACACAAACAGGAUCUGAUUGAUGUAAUAAAAAAUUUAGAUCCAGUUAUAUCUGAUCUGUACGGGAAUGAUCUGCUGACAGAAGAAGAGCGGGAUUAUAUAAUGAGAAUAUCAGGACCUGAGGACAGGAUGAGACGUCUGUAUGAUAUUAUCAGAUACUGUGAUGACUCUGACAAAGAGAAGAUUUAUGACACUUUGUAUAAGUACAAUCCCAGGGUCCUUGAACAUAUGAAAAAGCCGAAGGAUCCAUCAAAAUUAGUAAAAACUGGAGAUCACUUUAUAGACCGACAUGAACAGGAUCUGAUUGAGAAAAUAAAAAAUGUAGAUCCAGUUAUACAUGAACUGUACUGGUAUCAUCUGCUGACAGAAGAAGAGCGGCAUUAUAUAAUGGAAAUAUCAGGACCUGAGGAAAAGAUGAGAUGUCUGUAUGAUAUUAUCAGAUACUGUGAUGACUCUGACAAAGAGAAGGUUUAUGACACUUUGUAUGAAUACAAUCCCAGGGUCAUGGAAUAUCUGAAAAAGCCAAAGGAUCCUUUAAAGUUAGUACAAACUGGAGAUCACUUUAUAGACCGACAUGACCAGGAUCUGAUUGAUGGGAUAAAAAAUAUACGUCCAGUUAUAUAUGAUCUGUACAGGAAUAAUCUGCUGACAGAAGAAGAGCGGGAUUAUAUAAUGGAAAUAUCAGAACCUGAGGACAGGAUGAGACGUCUGUAUUAUAUUGUCAGAUACUGUGAUGACUCUGACAAAGAGAAGGUUUAUGAGACUUUGUAUAAAUACAAUCCCAGGGUCAUUAAACAUCAGAGAAAGUUGGAGGAUCCAUCAAAAUUAGUAAAAACUGGAAAUCACUUUAUAGACCGACAUGAACAGGAUCUGAUUGGUGGAAUAAAAAAUGUAGAUCCAGUUAUAUAUGAUCUGUACUGGAAUAAUCUGCUGACAGAAGAAGAGCGGGAUUAUAUAAUGAGAAUAUCAGACCCUGAGUACACAAUGAGACGUCUGUAUGAUAUUAUCAGAUACUGUGAUGACUCUGACAAAGAGAAGGUUUAUGACACUUUGUAUAAGUACAAUCCCAGGGUCAUGGAAUAUCUGAAAAAGAAGAAGGAUACAUCAAGAUUUGUAAAAAAAUCGGGUCAAGAAUCUGAGAAACCAUCGGUGAGUGAUCCUGCGAUGAAAAAAGACAAUAGGAGCUCUAAACUGUGUGACAAGUUGCAGGAUUUAGUGGAAGUCAUUACCCCCACCAUGGCUGGAGACACAUACAGUCUGUCAAUGGAUUCUCCUGGACUCUUCCGCUGCUCAGAAUCUGGUAUUCAAUUUCAGGUUUCACAGCCUGUGACCAUAGAAUAUGAGGUGGAUUCAUGGAGUAACUACACUGAGAUCCUACAGAAUCUGCGAGGUGGAUAUCAGAUUAUUGGUCCUCUCUUCAACAUAAAAUCUGGUGUAGAACCCAAUGUGGUGUCCACUGUCUUCCUCCCUCAUUGUUUAUAUUUAAAAGGUUUUGAAGGAGACAAAUCAUUGAUAAGAUGUUUCCACUACAAGGAUGAUAACAUGAUUUUGGAAACGCCAUCCAGAAUGGAACCAAUGUAUGCGGUGCUAGAAAAUCCCACCUUCUCCCCUUUUGGGAUUCUUUUAUAUCCCUUCAACCUUUUGAACGAUAAAAUAAUGAAACUCAUCCCUUGUGAGGGAAUGGCUCUAUUAUUCUGUAAUACUAUUAUCAGGAGAGAUCGAAAAUACAAUUAUAGACUCCAUCUAUAUCUUCUGCCAAGGAUCCAAAUUGUGGAAAAGGUUGUUGUGAAUACCGAGUCCAGUCAUUCAUUCCAGAGAAUUCAUAAACCUUCUUUGGCAGAAUCUGUGUAUCAUAAGAAGAAAUACAGAAUUCAUGUUCUUCGGGAUGCGCGUGUGAUUCCCAAGACGCUGCUGUUUGAGAGUCACUGCCCCUCAGAGAUAUAUCCCUUCACUGAAAUCAGCAUCGAAGGAGAGACAGAUACAGCUGUGAAGGUGUCUAUACAUCCAGAAGAUGGAGAUGUUACAGUCUGGGAAACUGAGGUCUCCGCAGAUGAAAUGUUAGAUUUAUCAUCUGCAAUAUCAGGGCUCACGAUUACGCAAGAAGACAGCAGACCUCUCCAAGACUCAGACGAUCACUUCUUGGACAUCCAUCGAGGAGAUCUGAUCAGCAUGACUACUAUGGUGGACCCGGUCCUAGAUGAUCUUCGCUCUCGGAAAUUAUUAACUCGUGAACACUAUAACACUGUGCGCAGCAAAUCUACCAACCAGGAGAAGAUGAGGGAGCUCUAUGACUAUAUUAGUUCCUGGAGAGGUGUUGAUAAAGACAAAGCCAUGAAAUCUCUAAGAAGACAUAACCCAUCAUUAAGAGUCUGGAGAUAGGAGACUCUGCAGAAGAACCUGACUCAAUGACAUUUUGGUGUAAUGUGAUAUACAGGAUGAUAGGGGACAUUUAUUUAAUGUAUAUUUAUGCCCAUUGUCCAGACGACGGGAUCAAAGUUGAUUGCGGCAUUCAAAAUAGAAGAAAAGUCAUUCCGGCUAUUUCAGCGGGCUGUUUGGGACUGCCGUGAUUUCCCGAACGGCUGAGAAGACAGCGGGAGUGCCCUUACCUGUAAUGUUUCUAUAGAAACUUUUAAAUACAUAAAGGGAAUCAACACAGUAAAGGAGAAGAGCAUAUUAAAAAGAAGAAAAACUACCACGAGAGGACAUAGUUUUAAAUUAGAGGGGCAAAGGCUUCUGCAGUAAUAUCAGGAAGUAUUACUUUACUGAGAGAGUAGUGGAUGCAUGGAAUAGCCUUCCUGCAGAAGUGUUCGCUGCAAAUACAGUGAAGGAGUUUAAGCAUGAAUGGGAUAGGACAGUGGUCGGCAAGCUGCAGCUCUUCACACACUUUAAUGCGGCUCUUGUAGUGCGGUCGGGCCGCGGCAGCCGCCCAUGCACGCUGGUAGCAUACAAGGGCCCGAUACUAGUAUCAGGCCCUUGUAUGCAGAGCAGCAGCAGCCGGAUAGUGCCGAUCACUGCUGUAUACUAAAAACCAGGGUG